Messenger RNA from Fraxinus pennsylvanica, 1023 nucleotides. The record is from the annotation of a GenBank genome assembly. Lineage: Eukaryota; Viridiplantae; Streptophyta; Magnoliopsida; Lamiales; Oleaceae.
AUGUCGCAAAGCAGCGAAGACAGCAGCCGGGUAGGCACGGAAUUCGACUUGCCCUACGAGAUAUUAUCGGUGAUACCAAAUGAUCCAUACGACCAGCUGGAUCUGGCUCGUAAGAUCACGUCCAUGGCAAUCGCGUCGCGCGUGACGAUGUUAGAGUCUGAGACCGGGAGGCUACGGCAGAAACUCCAUGAGAAGGACCGGGUUAUUGUGGAGCUCCAGGACAAGGUGUCCCAGGUCGAACAAGCAUUCGAGGAAGCUGAAUUACAGUUGAAAAGCACGCGUGAAGAUAAUAUGAAGGUAUUAAAGGAGAGAGAUUCCUUGGCUUUGACCACAAAGAAACUGAGUCGUGAGUUGGCUAAGCUGGAGACAUUCAAGAGGCAACUGAUGCAAUCGUUGAAUGAUGAGAAUUCACCUCAAGCAGAAACUGUAGAUAUUGGUACUUAUGACCAUACUGUCUCCAAGGCCUACUCCAAAAAUGAUGAAGAUACGAAUGGCUAUCCGAAAUAUCAUUCUUAUAGUAGUUCUACUGAUGCUGCAAGCAUAACUAUUAAUGCCUCUAAGCAAGCUGGGCAAAGAUACUCUAUAACGCCAUAUAUAACACCAGGACUAACUCCAGUUGGAACUCCUAAAGUAAUUUCAACUAGUGCAUCCCCAGGAAGGUACUCAGCUGCUGGAUCUCCACAGAAAACUUCCAGAACCACCUCUCCUAGGACUCAAUAUGGACGUGGUUCUCUCUCUUCAUGGUACCCAUCAAGCCAGCAGUCAUCAGCAACGAACUCUCCUCCUCGUGGACUCCCAGUGCCAGCUCGCCCUCCUCGAAUUGAUGGAAAGGAGUUCUUCCGUCAAGCCAGGAGUCGUCUGUCACUAGAACAGUUCAGCGCAUUUCUUGCUAACGUAAAGGAAUUAAAUGCACAAAAGCAAUCUCGUGAGGAAACUUUAAGAAAAGCAGAAGAGAUUUUUGGGGUGGAAAAUAAAGAUCUUUAUUUAUCAUUUCAAGGGCUGCUUAACCGCAAUAUACACUAG